ACUGUUGGAGUUAAAGAGAAGAAAACCUUAAUAUGUGUGAGUCACUGUGAUGUUUUGCAGUGAGGUUUUUCUUCUAGGGGUGUUGACUGGUUGGGUGUUGUCAUGGAAACGGGGGGACACGUGGAAUACGCGGAUAGAGGAAUAAAGAAAGUAUCCGGACAGGACCCUGCGCCCCCCAAACACACACACACACACGCAGCCCAGCUCCAGCUGAUCGCCGUGGAUCUCUGCUCCCGUGGGCCCGUGAUGUCUCCUCUGUGAGCUGACUCCAUCGGACUCCAUCGGCUCCUUCAGUCCGGAUGAUGCUUGCGCUCCAGCUGGUGCUCCUUCUCCGCCUCACGACCCUCCGCAGCUCGGCCAUCGAGACCGUGAACGUGGUGGACUUCUGUGGCCAGACGAUCCGGGACGAUGGCAUGAUUGUCAACUCACACCAGGAGUCCAAGAAGUACUACUUUGUGACCAUGGGGACCGACUGCCACCUCACCAUGCAGGCCAGCUCUCCAAAAGACAAAGUGCAGUUCCACUUCCGCUUCUUCCUGGUCUACAGUUUGCUUCGAGUGGCUCCUCUGAGCCCCGCCCCUUUCCUCCCAGAGUCCCCCCGCGGCUCCGCCCCUCUCAAUCCCAGACUGGAGCCCACCUCUGGUGAAAUCCCGGGGGAUCCGUGUCACGCUGGGUCAUACGUUCAGUUCUAUGAUGGUCUGGACCGAAGCUCACCUCCCCUCGGGCCUCCUCUCUGUGGGAAGAGCCCACCGCGGCCCGUCCUGUCCACAGGAAACUACCUGACCCUGAGGCUUGUGACCAGGGGGACUCAGCCCAGGGUGGAUUUUGUCGGAGACUUUACCUCCUUCAGACUCGGCUUCAACCAAUCAGAGUGCAGCAGUGAACCCUACUUUUCAUGCAGGAAUGGGAAAUGUAUCCCUCUCAGUCUGGUGUGUGAUGACAAAGGCAUUGACAACUGUGGGGAUGGAAGCGACCUGGAGGAGAACCUCACUACAGGCUGCAAAGCAGGUCAGCUUUUACCUCCUGAACCCGGACCUCCAAAAGCUACCCUACCCCCAACCACCCUGAAUCCACCCACAGUGCUGAUCCCAACACGUAUGAAUUGCGGCAUGCCAGACAGCGCUCCCAGUCAUGAGUCAGCAACGGACUCUCCUGGCUCCCUGUCCCUGUUGGUCCUCUACAUCAUCCUGGGUGUGGUGGCGGGUGGCAUAGUGGUCUGCUGGUGCUGCUGGUCACCUGGCUGGUUCCUGUGGCGCAUCAGCAUCUGCCGUUUCUUACCCUGCUGCAACUCGGCCUGCGCAUCCUGCCACUUCUGCACCCACAGCAAGGAGCACCGCCUGGCUAAAGUCACCCCGCACACACCCGUCAAUGGGACGCCAGUGGGCGUGGCAGCCACUGCCAACAGCACUGAGGAAAACAUUACCACAGCGGCUGUGUAGAGCGAGACUUUCCAACUGAUGUGGGUACAGUAUGCUAAUGCCGAGCUGUGACCACCGGUGGGCGUGACCAAGAAUCUCUUUAGUGAAGGUUUGACCACCGACGUGGUCCGGAUUGCAAUACUGAGCAGAGCUAAAGGGGUGGACGUACGAUGGUUUGUGUGCUUUAAAUGAUAGUGCAGGUGGUGAGACUGCUCUUUAUGUUGCUAUCAGGUGGUAAUGCAGGGUCCAGUUUGACUAUGGAUUGUAUCAAAGUACAAUAGAGGGUAUGCACGUGAUGUCACAGCAAGCAAAGUCUCCGUGGUUACGGCCACUGAGUGGCAAAAGGUGACAGUUGAGCAUGGAGAUUAGCAGCAUUAGAUUGAAUCAUAGGCUUUAAUAGCGUCUAAAUUGUUGAAAUCAGUUCCAUAUAAAUAUCAGGAGAACUGAUUUCUGGCUGCAUGUCAAUGUUUGUGGACCAUUUGUUGUUUGGUAUUUCAUUGUUGAGUCCAAUUUUCCUAAAUUUAAUCUGAUAAUCCACAUUUUCCUGGUCUCCAUGUGUUUACUGCUACAUUUCACCAUGUUUUUGCCACUCAGUGGGCGUGGCCCCGGGCAGCGAUGACAUCACUGCACACCCUCUAUAGUUUCUGAAAGGGUUCUUAGGAUAUUCUAUGAAAUAUUUUCCUAUAUAAUGGCAGCAUUCUGUUGGACGGACCGCUUAUGAAAUUUGAGUAGUCGUCAGUUUUUGGAACCGAUAAUGAAGAGUUUUUAAUCGUGUGCUGAUUUCUUACGUAUAAAUAUAAUGUUUUCACUCUGUCUUAGAAGAAACAAGUUCCUCAUGCAGUAAAACGACACCUCUAGUCUAUGAUGUUGACCAAAAAAUGCUUAGUGGAUGCCUGCUGAGGAAGCAGCCCCGGAGUCACCCGCCUGGUGACAGCAGCUGUUCUCCCUUCUCUCCCUCCUGGGAAACUUUGAGGCAAAGAAACUGAGUAUAAACUUUUCACAUUUUGUGCCAAUUAUAUCAGAUUAUUUCCCUUUUUGAUAAUCUGCAACUAAACAGGGUGAAGAACGUAUUUUUAAAACACGUUUAACUUGAGAUGAUAAAAGUGUUAAUUAUUUAAGAAAAAGUCACUGUUGUCUAAGUUGUGAAGUCAGAGUAAGACUGUCCGCUCUUUAAUUAUCUCUUUCACCUUGUUUUGUGUAAUGGUUGUGUGACAGUGAAGCUCAUAAGAGAAAACUCAAAGUCUUGGAAAGUAUCAACGGGAGGUUUUUGUCAACUCUAUUUUUCUCAUAUGUACCAGUUGUGUCUUGGGUACGUUGUUAGACAUGAUUCCAGCAGCUGUUUUUUUUUUUUUUUUGUUUGUUUGUGUGUGUUUUUUUUUUUUUUUUGAGUGUAGGUCAAUGUCAUCCCUUUGGUCUGGACUGGGAUAUCUAUAGACCAGUGGAAGGCCAGUGGAAUUUGGUGCAGAUAUCAACAGUUCACAGAGGAGUAACCCUACCAGUUUUUGAGAUCUAUCACAACUUCACACUUGUGGUUUUCACUGAGCUGUAUUAUAGGAUGGCACAGUGGUGUGGAGGUUAGCACUGAUGCCAUACAUCAAGAAGGUUCUCCCUGUGUGUGAGUUUGGGUACUCCCAUCAUCCAAAUACAUGCAGUUUAGAAUCAUUGUGAUUCUAAUGGUGCGUUCCAUUUACCUCAGAGGGCAGAAGUCAGCACUGGGAAUGACGACACACCUGAGGUAUCGGAAAACAAGAUGGCUGCGUCCAACUUGAACCAACUCAUGGUGUUUCAAACUGUUUUGUUUUUUACCAGGCUACUGUUUUUAGCCAUUGUUAGCACAACAUGGGCUUGUAGUUCCCAUAAAACACAUGAAAAACUCUUCAACAUUUCAACAUAUGUAUGUGGGGAAAAUACUUUAGAUUUAAUACAACAAAAAUUAAUCAAAAGUGCUAAUAAAUGGAAUAUUACAGAAGCUUCUCUUUAAACAUGGGGCAGUCAUCUUGGUAACACAAGUCGGGGGAAGUGAGGAUUCUCACAAAUGGAAGUACAAAUGGAACGCACCAAUAAAUUGGUCGAAUUGUGAAUGGUUGUCUGUCUCUCUGUGUCAGCUCUGAGAUAAACUGGAGACCUGUCCACGGUGUACCCCGCCUCU
Mugil cephalus (flathead mullet) is the source of this 3567-nucleotide messenger RNA. RefSeq names its product low density lipoprotein receptor class A domain containing 2 (gene ldlrad2). The coding region runs from base 300 to 1439 and encodes 379 amino acids. The record is from RefSeq and is a predicted model, not a curated record. Gene Ontology annotation, molecular function: protein binding. Lineage: Eukaryota; Metazoa; Chordata; Actinopteri; Mugiliformes; Mugilidae. The transcript is spliced from 5 exons.